UUAUAUCGAUAUUCAAUAAACCCGGUCACGUUUCGCUCGUGAAUCGAGGAAUCGUUCAGCACAUUGGAGGUUUCUGGGAAGGUGAUAGUGGUAGUGGUAAUUUCAUGUGUGCGCCGCCAUGUUGUCUGAUUCCGUCGUUUCGUAUGGCGGAACGGCGGAACGAAACAUUGUAAUGGCGAGUGCGUCUAUUCCGCAUAUUUGAUGUCGGGAUAAAAUUGGGCGUACGCGUUCGCCUUAUCGCUGUCUCGACGGAAUUCCAACACUCGUGAACGUUCCCGUCGGGCCUUCGUGCCGCCGGGCUCGGCCGACGAAUCGCGAUCGCUGGCUCCGCCGUCGCAACGUACCAACGCGUGCUGCAUACCGUGCGUGAAUCAUACUCCAAGAUAUGGAGAGGUGCGACUUAAAUAACACGCUGUAAUUGCAUUACGUUUACACGUCGACCCCCGCGACACGCCACAUUCCGGAACACGUGCGACGGCGUACCGUUCGCCGUGAACGACGCGACAAACGGACAUCGACUCUCGUGCGCGCGAUCCCGCCACUGUCGCGCAUAAAGCUUUGGCUUUGAUACCUGCGCGCGUAUUUCCUCAUAUAAUAUGAAAUCGGAGCGAGCAUGAAGGUAACCGUGUGCUUCGACAACGUCAGAGUGGUGGUUCCGUGCGGAGAUGGUACUCUGCUGGUCAAGGAUCUGAUGCAUGAGGCCAUCCUGAGAUACAAGAAGGCCACUGGUAAAAAUGAUAACAGCCUGACCAUCAACAGUCUGUCUUCUUUGACUGGCGGUGGCUUGUUGGAUCCAGAUGACAGAUUGUGCGAUGUGGCCGAUGAUAGAGAACAAAUUGUUGCUCAUUUUGCUAGCUCAGAUGCCAAUCAUGUUGGUGGAGAUGGCGCAAGCUCAGUUGGCACCAAUAGUCCUGAUUUUUUUCACAGAGAUGGCAAGGACCAAGCUUAUCCAAUUGAUAUCCAUUCCUCUAUGCCUAGUAGUAUUAAGAGAGAAAGCACCAAACGAUUGUCAAUGCAUGCAUUGUCAACGAGAGAGCCUUCUCUCACAACAUAUUCUGCUCAAUCUCUACCUAGAGAGUCUCGACGUAGGGAACCCUUAGGUCAAGAUUCUAAAACCUCGUAUGAAUUUGGUAAUAACAUCGAAUCUGAAAAUCAAGAGGUGCAAGAGAUAGUGAUAAAAAAUGAGGCAGGGCCACUGGGGCUCCACGUGGUGCCAUGUUAUGACUUAUCGGGCAAUGGCCAAGGACUUAGAGUAGAAGGUAUUGAACCAAACGGUCGCAUUGCUAGAGAUGGACAAAUUGAUUUACACGAUAAUAUUAUAAAAAUAAAUGGUCAUAAUUUGUUGCACAUACCAUUUUCAAAAGUUCAAGAAAUUUUUAGAACAUGCAUGAACGAUCCCUGUUUGCAAAUUUCUAUUGUUAAACAUAAGAAGAAAACAAGGAAUGAAAAGUUUUUACAUAAAAAUCAUGGAAAUACUAGUGGAGGAUCAGAGAAAACCGAAGGUGAUGAAAAUAUCAAGAGACUUCAGUGUAGUAACUAUAAUCUUUUACAGACUGCAAAUACUAGAAAAAUUGGACGGAUGAUAGAAAUAGAAUUAGUAAAAGGGAGUAACGGUUUAGGAUUUAGUGUUACUACACGUGAUAAUCCUGCUGGAGGACAUUGUCCCAUAUAUAUUAAGAAUAUAUUACCAAAAGGUGCUGCAGUAGAAGAUGGCAGACUGAGACCGGGUGAUAGGUUACUAGAAGUAAAUAAUAAGGAGAUGACUGGCAAAAGCCAAGCAGAGGUUGUAUCACUGCUCAGAAGUAUCCCUCCUGGUGGUAAAGUAAGGAUGAUGGUAUCACGGCAAGAAGAAAUUUCUUCAAACAUUCCGGAUUCUCAGGGUAUUGCGACAUCUGCUUCUACGACUACUGAAGUAAUGGAUAAUUCAAAAUAUUGGAAUGCAUUAAAUAGAUCACCUACAAAAAAGAACGAUAUACAGGAUAAAGUAAGCACUCAUAAUUAUGAAAAAUGCACAUAUAAAUCAGUUAAAUCUUCUGAAGAUAUUGUCUUGUCUCCACGUAAGAAUCGUGUAAUAAUGAAUUUAGAUAUUCCAGUACAUGAUUCUGAGAAGGCUGGCUUAGGCGUCAGCGUUAAAGGCAAAACUAAUAGUUCUGAUGAUAAUAUCAAUAUGGAUUUAGGAAUUUUUAUAAAAAGUGUUAUCCACGGAGGUGCAGCAUCUAGAGACGGUCGCCUGAGAACCAAUGAUCAAUUGCUCAGAGUUAAUGGUGUAUCUUUAUUAGGCUUAUCUAAUUCUGAAGCAAUGGAGACUUUAAGGAGGGCAAUGCUUAAUACAGACAGCUCAGUAACCGGUGUAAUUAAUCUUAUAAUAGCUAGGAGGAUAUCAUCGUACGACUCAAAUGAGAAGAAUACUGUAGAUAAUUUACAAUCUCAUCGUAAACCAGAAUCUGUUAGUAGUAUAUACAUAUCAGAUUCUGCUAAAAUGAAUGAUGGCAUAGUCAAAGAGAAAAAUACUUUAAAUUCGCAAGCAGAUAUACUGGAUAAUGAAGGAUUAUUAUCCUGUGUAACAGCUUCACCAUGGAAUCCUAUCAUUGAUAGAUUAACGGAGCAAUAUAGCAAAAGUAGCUUAAGGAAUGAAAGUUACUGUCUUGCUACUAAUAAGACAUGGAUAGACCCUAUUAAUAAUGUAAAGAAGACAAUUAUAGGAUCGCGCGACGAUCGAGUCGAAGCAAUAUUGCUAGAAGAAUCUAAUAAUGAUAGUUCUCAAGGAAAUGACGCCAAACGAAAUACUGAGGACAAGGAUAGCCAAUAUUCCGGGGAUCCUACGUAUGACAGUCAGUUAUCUUUAGAAGAAUUAAAUUCUUCUUCAAAUAAAUUUUCUCGUGAUGCUCUGGGCAGACAGAGCAUGUCUGAGAAACGACACGCCGCGCUUGAUGCUAAAAAUACAGAUACUUAUAAGAGAAACAAAAAAUUACGUGAAGGUAGAGAAAAUAAGAACGCGGAGCAAACUAAUCAGAAAUCGACCAGCCAAACGAGCAAUCACUCAAGUGACGUUGGAGAUUAUUCGAAGAGGAGCACAACCAAGUCGAAUAAUUUUGAGAAGCAUACGAGUAAAGGAGUCUUAGCUGGAAAUACAAGUACAGACAAUAAUGUAAAACGAUAUGAAAAGCCUGUUGAUGUUGCUCAAUCAGAAUAUAUGUACACUAUACCUGGAUGCAAUAAUAAAUUUCUUUCGCCGAAAAAACAUUGGCUCGUAGACGAUGUACAUGGCGAAGUUACAAGUAGCAAUAAUAUCAAAGACGAACGUGAAGGUUUCUCGAAUAGUCGGGGAGAUGUAAAGCAAGCUUCUCUUAAUUCAGCAUUAGAUGAUCGAUAUAAGCGAAAGAAAAACAGCCUUAAAUCAAUACUUCGAUUGAAUAGGAACAGAAAAUCACUUAAUUUUGGAGAUAGCAUAGAAGCAAGGCACGAAACUAAUAAUUAUUGUAGCGGAAGAAUCAGUUAUAUCGCAUAAAAGACAAUAUGGAAAGUAAAUGCAGAUACUCU
Pogonomyrmex barbatus (red harvester ant) is the source of this 3540-nucleotide messenger RNA. RefSeq names its product partitioning defective 3 homolog. Gene Ontology annotation, molecular function: phosphatidylinositol binding; protein binding. Gene Ontology annotation, cellular component: apical junction complex; adherens junction; cell cortex. Gene Ontology annotation, biological process: establishment of cell polarity; cell adhesion; intracellular protein localization. Lineage: Eukaryota; Metazoa; Arthropoda; Insecta; Hymenoptera; Formicidae. The record is from RefSeq and is a predicted model, not a curated record.